AAUGACAUAGCGCCUGGGAAAUGGGCCCGGUCCCAAAGGCUGCAUGUGCCGUGAAGGGCGAGGCCCAGGGAGGGCAGCUCCCGCCUGAGACCCCCCAGGCUACACGGCACUAAGGCUGCUCCCCAUUCUUGUGCCGGCGGCGUUUACCUCCGCACAUCCCACCACGUUCGUGCGUCACACGUGCAAUCGGUGCAUUGACCUCCUCCUUUGUUUUCCCCUUCUCCCCGCAGCCGGCCUUCCCUUCCGCUGGCCCUUAGUCCUGGAGGGAAGGACAAUCACAUCAGCCGCGAAAUGAAUCACCCGUUCAACUUCUGUUCCAGGCUUUGCUGAUCUCAGCCGGGCCAUCAGAUGAGCACAGAGCUAAUCGCAUCACACCUGAGACCAUUCCAAGGGAAGCUGUUAGUACAUCAAAAAACCCGCCUUACCAGUCAGAUAUUCAGGUUGCCAGAUCAAGCGCUGGAAAGAUUAAAAAUGCCAGAAAAUCUCGUCUGUGAAUACCUGGGAUUCAUCACAGCCACCUUUGAACUACCCCCUUCUUGACAGGACUGCGCUGGGGAGGGGGCGCGGCUGGAAUUCUCACCUCAUCGAAAUGAAUUAGGAGGCAGAGUGGGUGGAAGAUGAGACAAACUGUCACCUUUCCGGCUGCUGUUUUAGGCCAGGCAAUUUCUGCAAGGCUGAAUAAACCAUGCAGCACACAGCUGCUUUCAAAGUGGUGGCCGAAACUCUACAUUUCCUUUGGUAAUGAAAGUUCAGGCUUGGCAGAAUCAGAAGGAAUCCAGCAUUGCAGAAACACUAAGCAGAAAGGAUCAACAACUUUUUGACGUUCGCUGGAAUCAGCUGCGCAUCCAUGGAAAGAAAUAUCUCAACCUGCCUCAGGCUGAAAUGCUGUUGGGGAUGAUGGGACUCACCUGCCACCAGAUCCGGAUUUGGUUCCAGAAUAGAAGAGGGAAGCACUGGAGACUUUACACUGGAGAUGGGACACCUGGGAGUAGCCUCUGUACCCUGCAGACCCAGUGCUGUGCACACUCCUGCAAUGAUCCAUUCUCCCUGUUUCAUUGGCCAGCACUUCCUGGAUCCCCAGGACCUGAUCCAGGGAUGCAAUGGGCUCUGCAGGGACCAGCAAGCUCUGCAUUGAUUCCAGCAUCGACCGGGCUCCCCUCCAGCCAGCUCCCAGCUGUAGUUCCAGGGCUACAACACACAGGCCCCAGAAACCAGCCUAGGAACCUCUCCCCCUGCUGUGCAACCAGUGGCUAUUGACUCUACUUCCUCCUCUACCCCCAGGUUCAGUCCAUGGAGUCUCUGGAGCUGUCACUGUUAAUCACUCUGCUCUCUUCAUGGACACAUGUUGACACCCAGGGAGUAACUUCAGCUUUCCUGUCUGGACUCCCCACUGGCUCUGUUUCCCAGCCUGAGUCGGGGAGUUCUCAGGCUCUUUCACUCCUAAGGAAUCUCUGACACUCUUCACUCAUGAAAACACCAAGAUUCCUUCAGACUAAGCGAAAAGCUGGGCAGAAGGAGAGGGAAAGAGCUGUGGUUUAAGUGUUUGCAGAAUG
Molecule: messenger RNA, 1553 nt
Organism: Chelonia mydas (Green sea turtle)
Lineage: Eukaryota; Metazoa; Chordata; Testudines; Cheloniidae
Product: homeobox protein DLX-3
Exons: 3
Coding region: 742-1257 (171 amino acids)
Biological process (GO): regulation of DNA-templated transcription
Molecular function (GO): DNA-binding transcription factor activity, RNA polymerase II-specific; DNA binding
Source: RefSeq, a predicted model, not a curated record